AUGUGGCUGCUGUUUAUGUGCAGUCUCUUGCUGCAACUUACAGUCGCACAAUCUCAGUAUCUCAAUGACAAGACCAAAGUCAGCUUGAUUCUGGCUAACAAGACAGAAUUUGUUGUGAAUGGCUCCGGCCUCCCUUUUGUGAAUUUCGACAUUGGCGAGUCAUACGCAGGCUACCUACCUAAUACACCUUCUGGAAUCUCCAGUCUCUACUUUUGGUUCUUUCCAUCGUCCGAUCCAAAGGCGUCCGAUGAGAUCACUGUCUGGCUCAAUGGCGGACCAGGCUGCAGCUCUCUCGCAGGCAUCAUGCUCGAAAACGGCCCAUUUCUGUGGCAGCCUGGAACCUACCGACCGGUGCGCAACCCUUAUGCGUGGAACAAGCUCACCAACAUGGUGUAUAUCGACCAGCCUGCUGGAACAGGGUUCUCACUCGGCCCAUCGACUGUGGUAUCUGAAUCCGACGUCGCGAGACAAUUUAUCGACUUCUGGAAGCGGUUCGUAAACACCUUUGAUCUGCAGAAUCGGAAGAUCUACCUCACCGGGGAGAGCUAUGCGGGGCAGUACAUUCCAUAUAUCGCGUCGCAGAUGCUGGACCAGAAGAAUGAGACGUAUUUUCGGGUUGCGGGUGUGCAGAUCAACGAUCCGUACAUCAAUGAUCUGACUGUUUUGCAAGAUGUGCCCGCCCUCGCGACCGUCAACCAACACCGGUCUCUCUUCCCCUUCAACGACACCUUCAUGGCAGAGAUCACCACUCAAUCCCAAGACUGUGGCUACACUUCGCUUCUCAACGACGCGCUCACCUUUCCACCAAACUCUACCUUUCCCCGGGUCCCUUACAAUAGCAGCUGUGCCGUUUACUCCGCCAUCAUCAACGCUUCCACCGCUUUAAAUCCGUGCUUCAACCGCUACCACAUCACCGAAUCCUGCCCCUUCCCAUGGAAUCCCGUCGGAGGUCCUAUCGUCGGUCUCGGUCCGACCAAUUACUUUAACCGCAGCGACGUCCAGAAAGCCAUCAACGCAUAUCCAACGGACUAUUUCGUCUGCAAGAAGGGGAUCUUCCCGACGACCAACGGACUGGAUAUCUCCCCGCCUAGCUCUCUGGGGCCGCUGCCUUGCGUGAUCGAACAAACGAAUAACACGAUCAUCGCGCACGGCCUGCUGGACUUUGAGCUCCUGUCAAAAGGAUCCUUGAUCAGUAUCCAAAAUAUGACCUGGAACGGAAAGCAGGGGUUUGAGCGACAACCGGUGGAGCCGUUAUUCGUGCCGUAUGGUCAAUCAGGAGGAGGUGUACUGGGGACAGCGCAUACGGAGCGUGGAUUGACCUUUUCAGAGAAUCUAACUCCCGUUGGGUAUUGGAUACUGACAUGGAUAGAAAUACCCGAGUAUGCUCCCAGCGCGGCAUACCGACAGCUAAAGUUUCUGCUGGGGAGAAUUUCAAACAUGUCGGUUGCCUAG
This is a messenger RNA of Aspergillus sclerotioniger CBS 115572, 1452 nucleotides long. Its product is annotated as alpha/beta-hydrolase. The record is from RefSeq and is a predicted model, not a curated record. Gene Ontology annotation, molecular function: serine-type carboxypeptidase activity. NCBI's taxonomy places the organism in Eukaryota, Fungi, Ascomycota, Eurotiomycetes, Eurotiales, Aspergillaceae. The coding region runs from base 1 to 1452 and encodes 483 amino acids. Gene Ontology annotation, biological process: proteolysis. The transcript is spliced from 5 exons.